GUGAAAGUGGAGAAUCCCAAAGCAGCAACAAGCAAGGGAAAGAAAAAGGUGAAAGUAGAAGAAGAGAGACAACCCAAUGGGACUAUAGGGGUAUUCAUAAAAGCAGAGCCAAAAGAGGGUGACUUAGUAGUGAAGAAAGAGCAUGAAAAGGAGACAGAGGAGGAUGAAGACCUCCAACUGACAAUAGAAUUAGAAAACAGAGGUGAGAAUAGGAGUGAUCAGGACUAUGAUGACGAAGACACCAAUGACAGUACCACAACGAAUGACAGUGGCAGUGUUAGCUCCGUGAAAACGUACCUUGCAAAAGGUGAUCAGCCUCUGUACAACAAAAAUGCCGGCAUCAAAUUGAAAAGGAGUAAUUCCAAAGUUCGUUUGCCUGACAAAAGCCAUGGUAUUAAGUGUGAUGUAAAUGGCUGUAAUGUCAGGCUGAAGAGCGAGAGCAAUAUUUCAUAUCACCGGAAGUGUCACGUAGAGAAUUCCAUGCAGUGCCAAGAGUGUCCCACAAAAUUUGGAACCUGGAGGGACUUGGCUCUUCACCUUUGGCGACAUCACCUCAUUGACAUUGAUUUGCACAAGUGUGAUAAGUGUGAUUACAAGUGUUAUAGCUAUAGCAAGCUGAUGAAUGUACAUCACAAGAUACACAGUGAUGAGAGACCGUCGCUGUGUGACACGUGUGGCAAGAGGUUCAAAACUACUAAACAAUUGCGGAACCACAAGGCUCUCCACCUCAAAGUGCCGCAGAUCUUGUGUGAGACCUGCCAGAGACCGUUCACAGACAAGCGGAUGCUGCGGAAUCACAUCGAGUUUGUGCACAAGAAAGUGAAGCCGUUCUUGUGUAAUUACUGUGGCUAUUCAACUGCUUCCAAAUCUACCCUUAAGAUGCACAUGCGGCAACACACAGGUGAAAAACCCUUUGCCUGCGAGGAAUGUUCUUACCGGACAGCUGACCACAACUCGUUACGGAGGCACAAGAUGCAGCAUUCGGGCAUAAGGCCUUACCGCUGCCCUUACUGUGAUUACGCCUCCAUCCAGUCCACGACGUUCAAGGUUCACCUCAAGGACAAGCACCCAGAUCUUGCCCAGCGAAACGGCAUCAUGUUUACCUGUGUGGUGUGCCCCUUCAAGACUAUAAAACGAGACAAUUAUCUGGCACACGUCGCUGAACACAGUAAAAAUGACAACAAGAAGUUACGGCAGAGUGUAAGCUCAGCAACCAAAAAUACAUCACCAGAGACUAUUGUAAGUGAUAUGAAUCCUCCUCCACCACAUGUAGUCAAUAUUGAUGUCAACAGUGGAACAGUAACUGUUGAGACUCCACAAGAAACAGAUUUUCUAACCAAUGUCAAUGUGUCGGGUGGACUCCAGUUACCCAUACCAGGCCAGGUGAUUAUGGCUGGAGAUCAGUAUUUUUAUGCAGCCCUGGAUUCUGCAGUUUUAUCUCAGGUACAAUCUAACGAAAGUGUACUGCAUCUGACUCCCUUGGUUUUAGCAGUUCCAGUGACCACAGAGACAUCAAGUUCUCCCUCACAACAAGGGUUGGUGUAUGUAGCCAGCACCAGUCAGGGAGAACACUGAUUAUCUACUUAAGUAUAAAAAAAAAGAAGAAAUUUUCAGCAGACCAGAAAUGGAAGACUGCAAUGCAAUGUCUCACCUCAACUGCUUGCGGAAGAAGUCAGUUACUCCCAGAAGAGAUUAUAGGCUUAGGAGACUACACCUUUGUUCGUUAGUUAGUAUUUCAUGGCGUAUCAUCGAGGUUGUACCCCCCCCCCCUUUCCUCUUCCCUAUCAAAAAAAA
Penaeus monodon (black tiger shrimp) is the source of this 1794-nucleotide messenger RNA. Its product is annotated as zinc finger protein 664-like. Gene Ontology annotation, cellular component: nucleus. The record is from RefSeq and is a predicted model, not a curated record. Gene Ontology annotation, molecular function: RNA polymerase II transcription regulatory region sequence-specific DNA binding; DNA-binding transcription factor activity, RNA polymerase II-specific. NCBI's taxonomy places the organism in Eukaryota, Metazoa, Arthropoda, Malacostraca, Decapoda, Penaeidae. Gene Ontology annotation, biological process: regulation of transcription by RNA polymerase II.